CCGCCUCCCCUUAAUCCCCUCCCCCGCCGCACCUCAACAACUCUUGCCAGCAUCUUUCUUCUUUUGGGCUUCCUGCCUCUCACAAUCUGCUAUCCUGCAUCUAUAUUAUCUUCUGACUUGAAAUUAUUAGCUUCAUUUUAUCUUACAUGUUUACUCCUGCUGUCUCUUACAAAAGCCAAGCAGGUAAGUACCUGCGAUGUGUGGUUGGUACAGUUAGUACUUGUAUUACUUUAAUCAAGGUAUCCAGGAUUACUACUACCGCUACUGACGUUCAUUUACCAUCAUUGUUGUUAUUUUUUGGAUAAUCUUACCAAAUAACUUAAAGCUCGCCACUCAUGAUUUUUGAAGAGUUACAUUUUUAAAGCAGCUUUCUUCAUUUAUUGUUGGCGACGUUAAUUAAUGUCAAUGUCGCACUGACUAAAAUAUCUUCUAAUAUAUAUAUAAACAUCUUGUGAUUAAUCACCAAAAUGGAAGAAGAACUAAAAUGCCCCGUGUGUUCGAGGUAUUUCUGCAAUCCAGUCCUGUUGCCGUGUUUCCAUUCUCUGUGUAUGGUGUGUGCUGUACAAAUUCAAGAACUUCUACCACCGUUUGGACAACAGUCUGGGGGAAAUUGUGGAAACAGUAAUAGUAAUAGUACUGUUGGUGUUCUAGAUGAAGCGGGAGCUGUUUCUGUUGGAUCAGAACAAGACCUUCCCGACAUAGACAAGCUUAGUAUUGUCAGCGAAACUGACAGCGGUGUGAUCUGUAACAGUAGACCAAACAGCUACAUAGGAUCUCUUGGGUUUGGAAAUAUAUUUUCCCAAGCUUCAUCCGGAACCCUUUUCAGUAUCCGAUGUCCAGUUUGUAAGAAGAUAAUAUAUUUAGAUGAACAUGGAGUACAGGCUUUACCGAAAAGCAGUAUACUGGAAUCAAUCAUCGAAAAGUUUGGAUGCGGCUCCGAGGAACAAAGUACGGAAGACUCUGAUUUAAUUAAAUGUCAGCUUUGUGAACAAGAUAGCAAUGAUGCAUCAUGUAUGUGCGAACAGUGCGAGGUGUUUUAUUGCGAUUCUUGUCGAGAAAGAUGCCAUCCAUUUAGGGGUCCGCUUGCUAAACAUAAACUUGUGAGCCCUUGUCAAGGCCAAAUGCUUUUAAAGAAAAACAAAACAAAAGAAUCCAAAUGCCAAGAACAUGUUGACGAACAGCUGAGUAUGUUCUGUCAGCUCUGUAAGGUUCCAGUUUGUUAUGUAUGUGCCCAGGAAGGGAGACACAUUAACCACGAUGUCCAAGCACUAGGUGUUAUGUGUAAAACUCAAAAAAAUGAAUUAUCUCAGAAUCUUCAGUCUUUAUCAGAGAAAGCCAAAUCAGGAACAAUAUUUAUUCAGAGAUUAAAAUCAAUGACAGACAGAGUAGAGUGUAACUGUACUGAAUUUCAAAAAAAUGUGAUUGAAAAGUGUGAUGAAUUAAUAGAGUCAAUCAGAGCCCGUCGGCAAUAUUUGUUAGAUACUCUAAAUAAUGAAAAAGAAAUGAAAAUUUUGACACUGAAAGAACAAGUUUCCCAUUGUACCAGCCUUCUACAACGUACCACUGGACUACUUCAGUUUGGUAUUGAAGUCUUAAAAGAAAGUGAUGCCUUCUCUUUUUUACAGAUUUCCAAUGCUUUGAUAAAUCGCGUUUCCACAGCUGAUGAAAAUUUCAACAGAGAAAUUGAAUUAACAGCUCGAGUUUCACCAAAAUUUGAAUUAGGGUUUGACAACGAACACAUCUUACAAUCAAUAGAGAAUAUGGACUUUUAUGAAAUGAAAGCUCCUGGCCAGCCUGUGAUAAUUCCUGAAGAUUGUAGUGCUGAGAAUAACAGUGUCACCAUAGCAUGGCAGCCUCACCCAAGUGGUAUUGUUGAAACUUUUACUUUGGAACUUGAUGAUGGCAACAGUGGAGAUUUUAGGGUUGUGUAUGUUGGACGAGAGACAAUGUGUACUGUUGAUGGUUUGCACUUUAACAGUAUCUACAAUGCAAGAGUGAAAGCUCAUAAUAAUGUUGGUGAAAGCAACUUCAGUGAAAUGGUCAGUUUACAGACUGCUGAAGGAUUUGCAGUUCCAUUUGCUUGCCUUAAUGUCGCUUCAAAUCAGUGGCAUCGUUUUGUUUGAAUUUCAACUUCAAGCAGCUGGCAAAUGGAAUCCUUCACCGAAACAAAUGAAGUACAUUAAUUAAUUUCCUUUGUUUAACAACUAAUUAUUAUAGUUUUCUUCUUUUAGACUUGUUUAGGUUUUAGUAUCAUUUAUAUUUGGUCUUAUCAGUAAAUUAUUAUUCAUUAUACAAACACAAAUAUAGAAACAUGUUAUACAUACAUAUGUGUAUAUAUGUAUAUAAUAUCAUUUCAUUUUGUUGGUUUCAUUGUUUAUAUCUUUUUUUUUCCAUUGAAUUUUCUUACAAAUCUGUUUCCAAUCCUAAAACCGAGUUAUUGCAAUGAAAUAGUAACCCUGUGUGGUAAAUGUUUGUAGGAUAGAGGUAAGUUCCUGGCAAGUUAAAUCCACAACCCAUUUUACUAUCCCCAGACAUAGUCAUUCCACUUGAUAUUACAAGUUCCCUUGGAAAAAAAAAAAGCAUGAAUAUUAUAUAAUUCUAUUUACCUUCCCUACAAAUUUGAAGCCUUGUGCCUAUGUAAAAAUAUUUCAUAACUUCCAAUUGCUUUCAUUGAAAUUCAGAGGGUUUAUAGCUCCAAUACUUCAGACGUGAUUUAAAUGUUACAGGAAAGAAUCGCAAGAUGGAUUCUUCAAGCUGAGCCAACUGGCAGUAGUAGACCUAGGGGUAGACCAAGAAUGAGAAGGCGGUGAGCUGGCAGAAACGUUAGCACCCCGGGCGAAAUACUUAGCGGUAUUUCGUCUGCCGUUAUGUUCUGAGUUCAAAUCGACUCAGGUCGACUUUGUCCUUGUUUGUCCCCUCUAUGUUUAGCUCCUUGUGGGCAAUAAAGAAAUAAGAAUGAGAUAGCUGGAUAAUAUUCAUUGUCUCUGUUGGUCAUGCUUGAGAAUCCAGUUGGAAAUUGUAAUGAUGAUUGCUUCUGAUAGGACCCUAUGGAGGAGGUGCCUGAGGGCUCUACCCCAACAGCCCACCCAGGAAUAGUGGGAGGAGAAAACAUAUGGAACAAUAAUGUAUAUAAUCGUUAAUUUCAUAUAGGAAAGCCAAAUACUUACAGUUAAAUCAUAAUUGCUGUUAAGUAAUUUUUUUACUUUGAUGGUGCAAUAAAACACAUCUGAAAUAGUAGUAUAUCCAUACAUAGUCACACAUAUAUAUAUACACGCCCUUGUAUAAUUUAAUUAACUCCUGUAUUAUAUUGUGAUGAUGAUUAACAAGAUUUUGUUUUACUGCUACUGUUGUGAUAUUUCCUAUACUCACUAAUUACUUUGAGAUGUGAAAUUUGUUUAAAAGUUGACUAAUCACAACUAGUAUUUAUCUAUGAUCAGGUGGGUGACCAACUGGAACAUGUGCAGUUAUAGUAAUGGCAAAAUUUCUUCCUACUCAAAUAUUAUAAUAUCUUCUUAAAACAUUUUUUCCAUGAUACUUGUUAGUAAACUAAUUGCUAAUCUUCAAUACUUUAUCUUCUUAUAAUAAGCUAUUGAAACUAAACAAAUAUAUAUACAUAUAUGUAUAUAUAUUGCUUGGAAUUGUGGUUCUAAACAUUUCGAAAACUCUCACCAUAAGUGCUUCCAUGAAUGGCAACCACAUUGACAGUUUGAUCGGUAGAAGGAAUUACUAGAUGGUUCUGGUGUCUGUUUCUCAAGCCAUUAAUCCUUGCAACCUUCAUCUUAAUCAAGUCUCACUAAUCCCUAUCUCUAAUAUAUAUCUGAGCCUCAGCCAUAUUUAAUAUAAUACUUUCUUAGUGAUGAUGUAUUGGAUUUUCCUGAUCUUUCCUUUGUAACUCCAAUUUCGCAACUUAGGCCCACCAAAUAAAAUCACAGUAACUGCUUCAGUAUGGUGACAUUCGAUUCUCAGCUAUUUUAUUUGUGCCACUAAUGUUGCUUCCCUUGAAAAUAUUGAGUUGUCUGUGGUUGGUUGACACUAUGCAUCAUCAGAGUCACAGACAAUCACCCUUGCAUAUUGUUUGCUGUUUGACUUACUAUAUGAACUUUGGUAAAUCCAGAAUCUGAGAGUACUUUUUUUUAAAUUGGUCUCACUACCUUUAUGAAGUCAAUAAAGACUGAUUAGUCUUGCAAUAUUGUUCAUCUUCUCUUCUAUUAUUUGCUGGUUAACAGUUCCACAAUUUUUUUUCUUCUUUCCUAUUGGUCACAUCUCGUCAACAACUCUAUACUCAAAUACAUUUUCUUCCCUUCCUUAUUUCUUCAUAUGAUAUCAUUAUUGACUGAUACCUUUUUUUUUUUCAUUGCUUUCUGUUUUUCACAUUGGAUGAGAAAAAGGAAGAAACUAAAUAGUGGUAUCAUGCAAGUUCCUUUUCAACAUAUUUGGUAUCUUCUCAUAUAUUUCUUGUUUAUUGAACUGAUAGACCCAUAUACCAAUGGUUUUUAUACAUUAACAAUGUUGGGAAUUUUGUCUGAUAGGGCUUGCAUUUUGUUCAAUUUUCUUGACUCCAGUAAAUGGAAUUUAAGUGAUAUAUAGAAAUACAUAUUAACUCAUGCUAGAGUAAAAACUGCUUAGUCAGUAACCAGAAAGCCCUUAAUGUACCUAAUGUUUACUAAGUAAUCAUUUAAUCAGUUGUUGGCACUCACUCUUCUGAAAUCACAUAUCUUUUACAAAAGAAUUGCUACAGAAUUUCUUUGUUAUGGUGUUAGUGUUAUCAUCUUUUAAAGUUUUCAUUGAUUAGGCUGGCAUUAUUAAUCUAAAGUAACAAAGAGAAGAUGCAAUAAUCAACAGUAAUUAUCUCUAUUUUGUCAGAGUUGAAUUGAAACACAAUGAAUUUUUGUUGUAAAAACUCUAGCAAACUUGAUAAUUCUACUAUUUACCAUUGAAUACAAGUUAAAUAUUAAUACUGAGGUAUUCUUUGUCAUGAAGUAAAAAAAAAAAAAUACCAGUGAGAGUAUAAUCAUUGACAAUAUGCUUCAGGCAUGUUGAAGACACCCAACCAUAAACAAGUGAAGUAACUUGUUGUAAAUAAGAAUAUUUAAAUAAUUGUGUAAAUGACCAUUCUGAAAGUGGUAACAUUCUCCAUUUAUGCUUAAAAUAAAUGAACCAAUUAAAAAUUUUUAAUCCUGUCAUAGUUGGAGAAGUUCCUUCACAAACACUAUAUACAUCCAUAUAUAUGAAAUAUUCAAUGGCACAUGAUUUGGUGGCAUAAAUGCCUUCAGCUGUCUAGUUUGAUAUAUUGUGUUAGAAAAUAAAAUCUUCCAGGGUUAAUAAAUUAAAUCAACUAAUUAAUUAUUCUCCUCCAAAAAAAAAUUGAUUGUACGCUUAUUUAAGAUAAAACAGAUUUUACCUCUUAAAUCCAUUCAUACUUUCAGAAGUUUUCUUAUGGCUGAAUUAUAAGUUUGCUACAACUUGAAUCAUCAUAGUAUCCCAAUUUAUUUCUUUGUAUAAUGUAAUUUUUUGAAGCAAAAUACAUUGGUUUUGUUUUGUUUUUUUUUAAACUCAUUCUUUCGCAUAUUAGAAAAUAUAAAAUGAAAGCAUUUAUCAGAAUUUUGUGCAACAAUAUUAUCUCCGUAAAUCUGAUAUCUACAUAACUCCCUGCAAAAUUGUUUUAAGUUGUUUUUAAUAUGUUCUUUUAUAUUUGAAAAAGGUCAUGGUUUUUCAGUUUUUAAUUUGCUAGGGAAAUAUCUAAAGUCAAAUUGCAUUAUAAAUAUGUUGAGUUGGUGGAGAGCAGAAUUCAAAACUGAACAAAUAUCUGCUGCUGUAAUUGUUUUCUUUCUCUAUGAUUGCUACAGAAAUGAGUUAGACAAAUCAAAUUGUUUUUCAUUAUUUUCAUCAUUUCUUUAGAAUUUUUAAUGUGGUUCACUUGCUUAUGUUUGUUCAUAUUAAGUCAAAGUAAUUUGUCACAAUAUGAAUGUUUAAAACUGAAAUUUUUGUAAAACAUUCUAUUAUUAUUAUUAUUAUUAUUAUUAUUAAGGCGGUGAGCUGGCAAAAUCGUAAGCAUGCCAGGCAAAAAUGCUUAGCAGUAUUUCGUCUGUCUUUACGUUCUAGGUUCAAAUUCCAUCAAGGUCAACUUCGCCUUUCAUCUUUUCAGGGUCGAUUAAAUAAGUACCAGUUACGCACUGAGGUCGAUGUAAUUGACUUAAUCCCUUCCCCCAAAUUUGAGGCUUUGUGCUUCCAGUAGAAAGAAUUAUUAUUAAAACUUGCUCUAUUCAAUAAUUUAUUAUUAUGAAAAGAAAAAAAGAAAUUUGAGUUUAGUAUCUACUGCUGAAUAUUUUUUAGUUUCCAACAUAGUUCUAGAACGAAUUAUGAUAGCACUAAAUAAAAUCAUUUGCAUAUUUUUAUAUACGUUGACGAUGGGAUACCAGCCUCUCUGCUGACUGGAUCUUUGCUCUUACCAAUUGUUUUCCAUAUUGAUUCCUGAAUUUUGUUGAUAUCUGAUUGCAGAUAUUUUUAGACAGUAAAUUAUUUUAUUUCUCAACUUUUUAUCUAUAGUUUCAUAGUUUCCACAUUCUGCAUUUCAUUUUUUUUUUUUUCCCAAUAUUUUUUAAGCAUCUGAUAUAUAAUGAUUCUAUUCAUGGCAUUUACUUUUGUAUAUAUUAAAGAAAGUAAAUAGUUUUUGUUGAGGAAAUCUCAAAAAAAAAGUAAAUAAAUAAUUGUUUUGUACACGGAUGCUGAGCAUUUUAAACAUGACUUCAAUGCACUUUCUUGUUGCAAAUUUCAUGCUGUUAUCCAUUAAUUAUCAUUUGGAAUAAAUAUUGAUGAAAUAUCUUACUACAUUGUUCAGAACGUUGUGACUUCUAAUUCAUGUAAAUUAUUCAAACAAGUUUAAAUAAUGCAGUUACCUUUGAAAUGUUUAUUGUAAAAUAUAUCAUAUCUUUGGCAUUUUAUCUGUAAUAAUAAAAAUGAAUUAUACAAAUUUUUGAAGAA
Messenger RNA from Octopus bimaculoides (California two-spot octopus), 6981 nucleotides. RefSeq names its product E3 ubiquitin-protein ligase TRIM9. Gene Ontology annotation, cellular component: neuron projection. Gene Ontology annotation, molecular function: protein binding; zinc ion binding. Gene Ontology annotation, biological process: axon guidance. The record is from RefSeq and is a predicted model, not a curated record. NCBI's taxonomy places the organism in Eukaryota, Metazoa, Mollusca, Cephalopoda, Octopoda, Octopodidae.